CAACUUCCAGCACAUUUAUGAAAUCAUCUAAAGCUAAACCAAUUAAAACUGUUAAAAAGAGAAAUUAAUGGAACUAGCGGUUCAAUGCCUCGGAUGUCAAUAGAUCCUCAGAAUGAAAGUUCAACAUUAUGGUUUACAAGCCCAGAUCUGUUCCAUUCUGCGACUAAUAGACUUUGCAGACAGAAGAUUUUCAGCGAAGCCAGGCUCAGUUUUAAGCUAAAAGAAGAGAAAUAUGAUGAAAAAUAGAGCAAGGCUCGAGUCUAAGAUAUCUUCCACCAAGCCUAAUUUUGGAAAUACUCUCAAGAAGAUGAUCAAUACUGACCAGGAGGAGGUAGAAGACCUCCAAAACUGGCAGCACGACAAUCAUAUCUUAUUCCCAAAGGUGGCCCUCGACCAGGAAUUUAAAAAGAAGUAUCUAGAUCCUAUAGAAGACCAGUCUAAUAGAGGAUUUGAGAUUCUGCUAAAAGAUCCUAUUUUUAAGCAUAGCAAGAUUAUUACUGACCCCAGGAAGCUUUCUGAACGUUUUAACCGCAAUAAGAAGAAAGCAAGAAGAGAGGAAAUGAAGGCUGCAGCCUGCUUAUCGAGUCCAACCCAAAGCGUUAUCGGCUCAUUGUCGCCUCAGACGAAUUUGGCUUGAGGAAGUAUUGGCUCGAUUGGAAGCUCAAACUGGAACUCUCUCUCAGAUUUCAGAAACAUUGAAGAUAUUGACUAUCUUCAAAUCUCAAAAGAAGAAGUAGGAAGGAUGACAAAGAAAAAUGUUGGAAAUGAAGUCCGGCUCGAGUUCAAAUAAGCAAAAGCUCGUUAAAGAACUAAAAAUAUUCUCAAGUAGACAAGAAAAUCUACGGAAGAAAAACAUUGAGUAUGCCUCUGCUAGGCAAAACCAGGCUGCAAAGAUAAAGUUAUGAGAAAACCAAAUCAAUGUACUUUCAGACAUGAUUAAAGAGCUAGCAGAAAGUGAUGUCCCAAAGCUUGAUGAAACAGGAAGGAUCUGGAAGGUCAAAGAAAAGAUCAGAGGGGUUAUCAAGCAUAAGCAAGAAGAUAUCCAAGCUAAGAAGGGCCUCAUUUUGGAAAACAAGAAGGUAAUCGAGAAAAUUGAGUCAAAAACACAAAGUAUUAAGGCAGAGAUAGAAGAGAUUGAAUUCGCACAAAUUCAGCAUUACUACAAAGUACUCCAGAUAGGACUGGAUACAAGACAAGAAGGAUUAUCUUGGGUGUUAAGAGCCCUCAUGAUGCUUGGGGAAACAGUCAAAAUCAGCAAAUUUCCAAGAUUUCUAGACCCAAAAGCUAUCCAAUAUCUUUUAGGGAUAACUCAACUUAAAAUGACACUUGAAGAUAUUAGAGCAAGUAUCACAGAGUUCGUCACCAAAAGAAAGGAAACUCUAAUAGAGAAAGAGAAAGGCCAAUUUGAGGAGUCUAUCUUUGAGCAAAGAGAGCAAUUGUCUAAUGCUGAUUCUCUCUUCGAUGGUAAAUUUGCACCAAGGAGAUCUAGUGCUCCAUCUCUUCCUUCAGGAGGAGUCAAGACCUCUCAAUUUUUUAAGAAGAGAAAUGACCCAACUAAUAGAAUGGCUAAUUUGAAGGAUAAAAAUGAGAUCCUGAGCUUGAUUAAGGAAAAAUUACAUACAAUGUCUAAAACCACUAAAGUAGAUCAGAUUCAUCCUGACCAGAAGUCUACAAACAUCCAUGGUUUACAACUCGAUGAUAUAUUUCACAACGUAAAUAUCCCAAUUGAAGGAAAAACCUGAUUUGACACUGGUAUGAUAAAUUUAGAAAUCAACGAACUUGAAGACAAAGUCAAGGAACUUAAAGUCCAGAUCCAUGAGAUGAGGGAUUUAGAGGCUUCACGAAUGGAAAGACUGUUCAGAAAAUCUGCGAAUAAUUACAAGCAUAGGUACAGAGUUUCAAAGGAAAUCAUCAAUAAUGCACUUGGCUUUAACCUUUUGGAGCAUCAUGUGAGAUCCUUCAAUGAAUAA
Molecule: messenger RNA, 1970 nt
Organism: Moneuplotes crassus
Lineage: Eukaryota; Ciliophora; Spirotrichea; Euplotida; Euplotidae
Source: the annotation of a GenBank genome assembly